ACGUGUAUUAGGGGGCGCUGUUGUGAACAGUGCCCGUUUGGUGUGAGUAGGAAACAUAGAACAAGAAGUAAAAACAUGGCGGCCCGCACACGGCUGCCCUUUCGCUUCCCGCAGAACUUGCUUCCAAACCACACGGAGGUGGCGGCAACGGUAGAGAAGGAGGCCAUCUACCCGCCCAUUAAGCCCUCUCUCACGGCCAAAAGCAAAUCGGCGCGGGCGCGUCAGACAGAAGAACAAGUCGAGCGGAUAAAAGCGUCCCCGGUGCAGGAUAAACUCCGGCUUCUCACUCGCAUCGAGCGGAAAAAGUACGUCGUCUACCCGCAGACGUUCGCGCGUAACGCGGAUAAAUGGUACCAGCACUUCACCAAGACCGCGUACAUCCCCGGCUUGCCGGAGAAACUCAGUCCGGUUCGGCCUCACGUCGCCGGCGACGAGGAGAAGCAGAGCUCCCCCGCUCCGGCUGCACAAGACCUCGGCAUUGGCGAUGAGGCCUUCGGGGACAUCCGUUCAUUGGUGACUCGGGUGAUUUUACAGGAGCACUGCCACCUGAUAAAACGUAAGCCGUUCGUGUACAGACGGCAGGAGCUCAUCGAAGGACCCUUUCUGAGGAACUUGAUCACAGCGUUGACAUACGGCCUGGCCAAAUACAACCCGCUGCUCCUCAACUCCAGCUUCGAUUUGAGUCCCCAAGUGGGCUUCUACUGGAGGAGAGGGCAGAGGGUCAUCCCGAGGGGCCACAGGAGGGGCAGCCUGGAGCCCACGAGGUUCCAGAUAGACGACCGUCCGCUCUGUCAGCUUAGAAUAGUGCAGCAGCUGCCUCCGUUGGUCCCGAUGGAGGCUUCUUACGCCGCCGACAUCCCGGACGUUCCCUACACUCCCGACCUGAUGCCGCUGUUCAAGCGCCAGUACACCAACACCAUGUUCACAGGUACCAAGGUCCCCGACCCGGCGUGCUACGGUCACACGCAGUUCCACCUGGUGCCCGACCGCUACCACAGGGAUCGCAUGGCCCGUCGCCAGCAGUCGGACCAAGUGGAGGUGUUCCUCAGGGCCAACGCCAUCGCCAGCCUGUUUGCGUGGACCGCCGCGCAGGCCUCCUAUCAAGGUUUCUGGAACCACGAGGACGUGAGCAGAGCGUUCGUGUCCCAGGCGGUGAUAAGCGACGGCCACUUUUUCUCCUUCUUCUGCUACCAGCUCAACACGCUGGCAUUGUCCACUCAAACAGACGUCCACAACCCCCGCAAGAACCUCCUGUGGGGCACCGAGAGCGUGCGCCUCUACGAGGGCGUGGAGGACGAGCGCGUGGUCGGUCUCAACGAUGACGCACUGCGGCUCUUGGUGCGAUUCCUUCUCCAUCAGCCCCAAGAGGAUCCCCUCGCCGGGAAAUGAGGGAGCAAAAUGUUGCAAAACAAAGUUGACAAAUCCAGCUUGUAUUUAUGAACAAAUAAAAGUGCUUCGCAUACCAUUA
Phyllopteryx taeniolatus (common seadragon) is the source of this 1468-nucleotide messenger RNA. It is a transcript of the gene mrps30, whose product is annotated as mitochondrial ribosomal protein S30. The transcript has 5 exons. The record is from RefSeq and is a predicted model, not a curated record. Gene Ontology annotation, cellular component: mitochondrial large ribosomal subunit; ribosome; mitochondrion. Bases 76 to 1389 code for a protein of 437 amino acids. NCBI's taxonomy places the organism in Eukaryota, Metazoa, Chordata, Actinopteri, Syngnathiformes, Syngnathidae. Gene Ontology annotation, biological process: translation. Gene Ontology annotation, molecular function: structural constituent of ribosome.